Molecule: messenger RNA, 2312 nt
Organism: Diabrotica virgifera virgifera (western corn rootworm)
Lineage: Eukaryota; Metazoa; Arthropoda; Insecta; Coleoptera; Chrysomelidae
Gene: DCTN2-p50
Product: dynactin subunit 2
Exons: 7
Coding region: 120-1310 (396 amino acids)
Biological process (GO): mitotic spindle organization
Cellular component (GO): cytoplasm; centrosome; dynactin complex
Source: RefSeq, a predicted model, not a curated record
UCUGUCAGUGUCAGAGCGAGAUUUGUCAUCAUUUUGUAAUAUUCAAUUUUCCGGAUAUUUUAUAAUUUAUUUGUUCCACAUAGAAAAACUCUUUUACUAUUACAUUUUGAAUCCAUAAAAUGGCAAAUCCAAAAUAUGCUGACUUACCUGGAAUAGCCCACGAUGAGCCUGAUGUCUACGAAACAUCUGAUCUUCCUGAAUCAGAGCAAUCAGUUGACACCUUUGAGGAGGAAAAUGAUCCCAUUGAAAGGAUUCACAUUUCAGCAGACGACGCCUUCAAUAAGUUCAAAGGAAAGUAUCUAGGAUCAGAGAAUGUUGAUUUUUCAUCAAAAAUAAGCAAAAAACAUCGAGCUGGCUAUGAUGCGAGAAGUGGUGAUUGGGAAUUAGUUGGAUCUGGUGAAGAAGAAACCUUAAUACAAAAGUACAAUAGAUUGCAGUGCGAACUGAAAGAGGUUCUAGAAGAAGUUAAUAAUAUCAAAAACAAUCCUAAAGAAACCCAAGAGAAUUGUCUGGUGUCGAGUCAAAAAGUGGAGCAAUCCUUAAAACAACUAGCGGACUUGAAGUUAGAAGAAACUUUGGGUGAAGGGAUCAUUCAGAAAAUAUCUGAUCCACAAGGGACACAAAUUCAGAAACUUCUAUCCCAGUUAGAAAAAUUCAAGGCAACUAUUAAUGAAAAACCAGAAUCUGAAUUGAAAGGUGAUGGUUCUGGCAUAGUUUACCAGUUCAACUAUAGACCAGAACAAGCUAAAUUGGCACAAUCAACAAGACUAGCCGACUUGGAGGCCAGACUUCACAGAAUUGAAAAUGUUGUAGGAUCACCUAGUGAUAAGUUAGCUAGAUUGACAGCUGGAAACUCUAAAAGUAGUUUAUAUGAAUGGGCUGAACACUUGAGUGCUACAGCAAGUCUUUUAGACUCUGCUCAAUUGGAUCACAUUGAAGGCAGACUAGGAGCGCUGGCGCAAAAGCUGGAGAGUAUCGCAGAAAAAAAGAAAGAGGUACAGCCAGAUGAAGAGAAAGACAGCAUGAUUUUGGAGCUCUAUGAUCUGGUAAAAAAUACAGAAGGUAUUACACAGUUGCUUCCACAAACUAUAGAACGACUAAAAUCUUUGGAGCAGUUACAUAAUAAAGCUGCCGAUUUUGCUAAGACUCUGACCCAAAUAGAAGUAACACAGGCAGAAAUGAUGAGCAACGUGCAGAACAACAAAAUGCUUUUGCAGGGCGUUCAAGAAAGUUUUGCAGUGAAUCUUAAUGAAAUUAACGCUACAGUAGUUAGUUUAGAUGCUAGAAUUAAAGCUCUCAAAAAUAAAUAAAUUUUUAAAUUACUAACUAAAUUAAUUACAAGAAAAGAAUAUGCCUAGACUUUUUUAUUUUGAUUGUGUUUUUUGGUAUUCAGUGAAAUUGUUGAAAGGUAUUUUGUAUGUAUGUAUACUUCCAUUUCAAUAUUCUUGGUGAGUAUUUUUCGUUUUGAAUAUGUUUCAGACUGUCUUUUCUGUCAAUUUUUUAUAGGACUUUUAUUUGUUCUGUAGAUUUUCUGUGUAAGACUAUAAUUUAUGGGCAUAUGCAUCACAUUGUAUGAUUUUUUUCUCCUCCUUAGAACUACAGUGACCUACAAAACACUCUAGCACACAUACUAUAUCCCCUACAUCCUCUGUAUCCAAACUGCCUUGUUUCUCACUUUUCUUUCCAUGUAUUCCACUAAAUUAGAGAACAUACUGUGUUUCCCUCCUAAACACUUAACAGACUUAAGACUUCUUUACAAUUUCCAUAAGUUUUUUUUUAAUUGUAACAUAUAAGCGGAUUUUUUUACAAAAAUCUUUAGUCUGCAUCUGGUACACCUAGAAUUAUUUCUUUACUACUACACUCAAGCUUUUUAGCAUCUCAACGUCUGCUAGUAAGCAUCAUUGAAUGCGCUAACCUACAUGCUUUGUUUUCUACUCAUUUUCUACGCUUUUCAGCCAUUUUUAUUAGCUACAAUGAAUGUUGACAGCUGUCAACAAAAAUCCUUAAAAGGUAUAAUACUAUUAAUUAUUUGUGAAUCACACUGUACAUUUAUCGGUGAAAGCAAAAAUCACAAUUAAAAUCGGAAUAUAUCUUCUAAAGGUAAUAUUGUCACAUUAUAAUCCUGUCCAGAAAUUUUUAACUAUACUCGUAUUAUAAAACUGUCUUUGAGACAAGCAAAUUCCUUGAUGGCAAUUUAGAACUUUUUUAUAUAACAUAAUGUUUAAUCUAAAAUAAUAAUAGUUUUUAUGUUGUGGUGAUUUAUAUUUAUUUUGUUGUCUUUUAACGCUAGUAAAUUAUUUACACAAAUUAAA